AUGCCUAGAAAGGCUAUGGCAAACUUUGAAGUUUUUCUGGAAAUAAUGCAAAACAGUGAAAUUUUCGAUGAAAAUGAACAAUUAAAGAGUCGUUCAGAUAAAGUGUGGAAAGAAGCGUCCCUAAACAUUUCUGACAAAUUAUUACCAAAUACAUUAAAUUUUUACCUGAGAAAUAAUCGAUGGAAUUUAAAAAAUAAAUUAGAAAAAUAUUUCAACAUCACUGCAGAAGAAAAAGAUGAAGAAGAAGAAAUAGAAGAAAUGGACAGCAAUUUAAGUGACUUUAGUCAAGAAUUUCAACCAUAUGAUUUGGUAGAAAAUAUUAAUAAUAAAUUACCGAAAUUUUGGUUUGAUUUAACGUUAGCGGAUGAUCAAUGGUAA
This is a messenger RNA of Psylliodes chrysocephalus, 378 nucleotides long. Lineage: Eukaryota; Metazoa; Arthropoda; Insecta; Coleoptera; Chrysomelidae. The record is from the annotation of a GenBank genome assembly.